AUGGAAUUUAAUGCGGUCCAGCAAUAUCGACCAACGUCUUCCACUAAUAGGCAAUUUCCUCACGCGCAACCUACGUUACAACAGCCACCAAAUAUGAUGUAUCCUUACGGCAACAUGCAAAUGCAACACCACUUGCAGCGUCAAUCGCAACAACAGCAACAGCAACAACAUGCCCCUCAACAACAAUCGAAACCCUCACCACCCUAUCCCACGUGGGCCGUACCACAGACCCACUCACCGUAUAACCAAAUGCAACGAAGUGCCAUGCCAGCCAGCAGAGACGACCAUGAACAAAGGCAACCCAAAAUCAACGUAACCUCUUCGCACUCUCCAGCCAUGAGCAACGCCACCUUCCGCAAUGCCAUUUCCGGUCCGGAAACUCUUCAAGCACCGGACUAUUUCCCCGGUGUCAUCGAUACUAGUCCUUGGGGGCAAAAAGUAUGUGAAGAGCUGGAAGCAUUCCCUUCCAUGGACCCAGAUAUGGCUGAGUUCAACCAAGGCCUGAUGGGUCACGACGAGAACACGCCAAUUAUUGACCUCAGGCAGUACCACGGCAUGGAACAGCAGGAGGCCGAUCAGUUGACGAAUUUCAACCCCACUUCGUCUCGAAGAUUGUCCGAAUCGUCGUUUUCCAUGUCAAGUACUGGCGGUGUGCUUCCAGAAGUGACCACUUACGAAGAGUUGGGUUCGUCCGAAGCCGUUUCAUACGCGUCGGACUGUGAAGCGUGGAACAACCUAGAGCCAGCGCCAAGCCUACUGUCACCACUCGCUUCACCACGGCGACCUCAGCACGAUAACGUCGUCCGAAGCGGAAGCCGCUCGCGAGUGUCACCGGCGCCCCAUAAUAAUGUGCGAUCGUCGCCGUACACAUUGGAGAGCACCCGCUUCAAGAGGUGGUCGACAGGCCAUGCACCAACUUCAACACCCGUCAGCUCUCGCGCACUGGCCCAGGUGCAGGAUAGAUUCACGCCUUAUGGAUCUAGACUGAAUCCGCAUCAUUCUAUGCCGGCGUACCCAUCAAGUGCGAUGCACAGUUUUGGACUACAGACUCAAAAUGUCCUAUACUCACAGCCCCAUCCUCUUCAAUCCAGCAACCCCACACUCUUCUCAUCUCAUGACCAACCAUAUCAGCUCGAAGUGCCUCGUCCACUUCCUUCCCAGGGCCUGUUCCGCCUCCUCCAAAGUAACGCGGAUCGUCAUGGUGGCUGCGCAUCCCAUUUUGCCGACCUGUCGGACCCUCCGGACUUAUACUCCUCACUCCAUGAGGAGCCCAGUAAUCCCCCGGAAUCGGACAUGAAUCCUUCAGAUCCUGACAUGGUGCCCCACGAGCAGGAUCUUCGCUUCACCGGAGAUUUGUAUACUCCGCGUUGGGUUCGCGGCCACGGCAACAAGCGCGAGGGUUGGUGUGGACUUUGCAAACCAGGGCGAUGGCUUGUACUCAAGAACAGCGCCUUCUGGUACGACAAGAGCUUCACACAUGGUGUCAGCGCCGCAACGGGCGCUGCAUUCCAAGGACCACAACGAACACGGAGGACAGAAGGUAACCUCGAUGUAUGGGAGGGCCUCUGUGGUAGCUGCAACGAGUGGAUUGCGCUCGUAAGCAGUAAGAAGAAGGGGACCACGUGGUUUAGACAUGCAUACAAGUGUCACACGCAUCCUAAAGUAAAAGAUGGCCCAAAACGCCGCCGUGAAACCCACACUGUGCGAGCUCGAGCUGCAUCAUCGGCCUCGGCAACGUCAUCCUCGUACCCAAUCAACAGAGACGCACCGCAAGAGUCCGCAGCAGUAUCGGUGCCGGCACGGCACAACCUGCAUUCCACGCCCACGCCUAGCGCAUCAGCUGCGACUGCAUGUAGUACUCCGCAACAGCAGUACGUCGGCAUGCCGACUUCCUUGUCCUUAUCCCACUCUCAGCCGUCGGCAUCGUACCCGAUAUCCACUCCCACUAGCAUGCAGCCGCCCACCACCUAUUCAGAGAUGCAGCCGAAGCAAGAACCUAUAGUCGGUCUAUUCGGCUCACCACUACAGUCAAUGGGCAAUUUCGGAACAUCUGGUGGACCAAACCCUGCAAUACAAGUCUCCGAGCCUGAGCUUGUUGGCAUUAGGAUGAACCCGCCACUCAACAGUCUUGCAAGCAUGAUAUAA
Molecule: messenger RNA, 2145 nt
Organism: Aaosphaeria arxii CBS 175.79
Lineage: Eukaryota; Fungi; Ascomycota; Dothideomycetes; Pleosporales
Exons: 4
Coding region: 1-2145 (714 amino acids)
Source: RefSeq, a predicted model, not a curated record